CAUUUCCCAGAAGCCCACGGGUCCGUUUUCCGUUAUACACUGGUCCACCAGCAUUCACGCCACAUCUAUCUAAAAGUUAAUUUCCCCCCACAAAGACCCAACAAUGACGGAGCGAGUCAACAACUUUCCACCUCUGCCCAAGUUUUUGCGCAUUAAGCCGUGUUUCUACCAAAAUAUCGAUGAGGAAAUCCCCCAGCCUCACACCCAGAUUGUUCACAAAGUUUACAAGCUUUGGAUCUUGUACUCGAUUACACUCUGCGUUAACCUGGUGUCUUGCAUAGCCUGGGUGGCAGGGGGAGGAAGUGCAGUUAACUUUGGGCUUGGUCUCCUGUGGCUUGUCCUGUUCAGUCCCUGCAGUUAUGCCUGUUGGUUUAGGCCUGUUUACAAGGCAUUUAGGGCUGACAGUUCGUUUAACUUUAUGGCGUUCUUCUUCAUUUUCUUCCUUCAGUGUGUUCUUGCUCUCAUCCAGACUCUGGGAAUAAACAACUGGGGUGCAUGUGGCUGGAUAGCUACAGUGAUGUUUUUUAGCACUAAUGUUGGCUCUGCAGUGGUUAUGCUCUUCUCCGCUCUGCUCUUCACUGUAGAUACUGUGCUUAUGGGACUGGUUCUUAUCAAGAUUCACAGGCUAUACCGUGGUGGUGGAGGAAGCCUUCAGCAUGCGCAGGAAGAAUGGAGCACCGGGAUGUGGAAGAGUGCCCCCGUGAGAGAAGCUGGUAUUAAUGCCAUUGUAGAGACUGGCCCCAGUCUGCCUCAGUAUCCAGCUUCUGUGCCAAGCUACCCAGAAAACAGGCCGUGGUGAUAAUCCACCACAGACUCCAGAUGGAGCCAGAACGCUCCUUUCUCCUAGCAUUAUUCAUCUUGGUCAUCUCAUGCCUCUGUGAACAGCAUGACUGUGAAGCGUUGAUGCAUAAAAACCUCCACUGGACUAAAAUAACUUCACUGUAUAUUUGUCUACAAACUGCAUCUCAGAAGUGGUUAAAUUAUAAACAAUUACAUCCACUUACACCCUGAUAUGCUGAUCACACUAAAGUAGUGGCAGCUUGUCCAGAGCAUUUCACUCUAAAUGUGAAAAGUGUAAUAAUUUCAAUCACAAUACUGACAUUUAUUUUGCCAAAUGAUGCCUUACAUACCAGAAUACAAUCCACCGCCAUGAUUCCAUUUUUUUUCAGUGAUUUUAAGUUAUGUUCUUUUGAUUUGUCAGAAAAUGAAGUGUCUUGUUUAAACUUUUAAUUCACUGAAUGCAUUCAUGCAUUUUCCUACUUCCUCCACUUUUCUCUGUGCUGUUUAGAAUUUCCGCUUUUCCAUUUCUCUAUUAUAUCUUGCAUGUUUACAGAAUGUACUUUGAUCUAUUUAGCAUGUUAAUUUUUUUUUUUUUCUGGUUGCCAAAUAUUCUUCCGUUUUGUACGUGUAUACCCAUUUAGCCAAAUGUAUUUGAUCAUUGCAGUUCCUGCUAUUUGUAUAUAACUUCCCUUAUUUUUUUUAUUUUUUAUUUUUUUUUUCUCUCUUAAAACUUCAAUGCCCUGCUCAGAUAUCCAUUCUUUAGCUGGUAUUGCAGCUGCCAAAUAUUCUUGAUUUUGUAUUGUUCCUAUUAGGAGCAUUAUUUUUACAGAGUCUCCAUGUGAACCUAGGUUUGACAGAUUACAAGUGCAGAACUUUAUCUGUUAAUGAUUAACAUGAUUAAUACCAUUUAUUUAUGAUUUGGCACAAUUAUGAAUGUAUAAAAUGUCUUACAUUGGUUACUAACUUGUGCCAGUUUAAUAAAAACAUUCCUUUACAAUG
Molecule: messenger RNA, 1779 nt
Organism: Tachysurus vachellii
Lineage: Eukaryota; Metazoa; Chordata; Actinopteri; Siluriformes; Bagridae
Gene: scamp4
Product: secretory carrier membrane protein 4
Exons: 7
Coding region: 104-799 (231 amino acids)
Biological process (GO): protein transport
Cellular component (GO): recycling endosome membrane; trans-Golgi network membrane
Source: RefSeq, a predicted model, not a curated record